Molecule: messenger RNA, 1509 nt
Organism: Penicillium subrubescens
Lineage: Eukaryota; Fungi; Ascomycota; Eurotiomycetes; Eurotiales; Aspergillaceae
Product: sugar porter family MFS transporter
Exons: 6
Coding region: 1-1509 (502 amino acids)
Biological process (GO): carbohydrate transport; transmembrane transport
Cellular component (GO): membrane
Molecular function (GO): carbohydrate:proton symporter activity
Source: RefSeq, a predicted model, not a curated record
AUGGUUUCCAAGACUGCAGUUUACAACUGGUAUAUCUGCCUGGUGGCAGCCGGGUGCAUGGUGUUGAUGGGAUACGAUGCAUCUGUCUUCAACUCUGUGCAAAAUUCCAACAACUGGAUUAAGUAUUUUGACAAUCCGAAUAGCUAUAUGCUUGGACUCUUGAAUACCGUGUACACCGUGGGUGGUAUCAUCACAGGAUGGUUCUUCGCAGGUCCACUGGCCGAUUGGCUUGGCCGAAGAUGGGGAAUGGGGAUUGGUUGCUUCCUUACGAUUAUUGCAACUUUCAUGCAGUGCUUUGCUCCCCGCCAUGGAAUGGGGACCUUUAUGGCUGGUCGGGUCAUUAUCGGAGCUGGCCAGGCUCUCGCUAUCGCUGCCGGGCCAGUCUAUAUUGGCGAGGUUACGCCCUCAUAUAUUCGAGGUGUCAUUAUGGCAUUCUGGCAAAUGUUCUAUUCCGUUGGCUCUUUUGUUGCCUACUGGGUGAACUAUGCAGCUGGCAAACACAGAGCAAGCCUUGGGGAAUGGGACUGGAAGCUUGUGGUAAUCUUCCAACUCCUACUUCCCGUCAUAAUCUUGCUCCAGCUACCAUUCAUGCCCGAGUCACCCAGAUGGCUUGUCCAGCGCAAGGGAGAUACUGAUGGCGCACGAAAGGUCCUGCAACUAGUUCGGGAGACUGACGAAGAGAUUGAUCAGGAGCUACUGACAAUCCGCGAAGCUAUCCAGUAUGAGAAGGAAACGCUUGACCAGGGUAGAAAGGCGUACUUUACUCUGUUCAAGGAUGCCAGCGUCCGCAAGCGUCUUCUUCUCGUCUUCGUUCUUAACAUUGGGCAGCAACUCAGCGGCCAGGGCACGCUGAAUUCCUAUUCGUCCACUAUUUACAAGAAAAUCUGGACUUCGACGGAUACCAUCAAUCUCAUCAACGCUCUUAAUGCCACAUUUGGCAUUCUUUUCACACUUAACGCCACCUGGACCGUUGAUCGCUUUGGUCGUAGGUUUUUGCUCAUUGUUGGCGCCCUCGGCAUGGGUACUUGCAUGUUUAUUACUGCCAUGGUUGGCCUUGAGACACCAAAUACCCCCCAAGGAGCAAAGACACAGCCCGUUGGUAUUGCCAUCGUGUUCCUCAUGUUCCUUUUCAUCUUUUUCUACAAACCAAGCUGGGGAGCGACUGUCUGGAUUUACACCGCGGAAGUCUUCCCCAUGAAUGUUCGGGCUCAAGCUGUCGGUAUGAGCUCGCAGAUGCAGGGCGUUGCCAAUACCAUCUUCCAGCAGUUUUUCCCUAUAUUUUACAGAAACGAGGGGCUGAAAUCAUUCUUCUUUUUCAUGACCUGCAAUUUCCUCCUCGCGGUAUUCGUGUGGUUCAUGAUUCCAGAAACAAAGAAAGUACCAUUAGAAGAGAUGGACACCCUCUUUGGCGGUACUAGUCAUGUUCAAGGUGGUGCUCUAAUUCUGGAUGUGAAGCACGCAGAUGAAGCAGCCGAACGUGGAGAACGAGUUACGCGAGCUGAACAGUAG